Anthostomella pinea is the source of this 702-nucleotide messenger RNA. NCBI's taxonomy places the organism in Eukaryota, Fungi, Ascomycota, Sordariomycetes, Xylariales, Xylariaceae. The record is from the annotation of a GenBank genome assembly.
AUGAGGUUCUCAAUGACAUAUCGGGUAGCUCUCAUGCUCGUAGGAGCAGCCUCUUGUCACCAGCACCACUUCCAGCAUCGAACAGACCAAGCCCCGAUCGGCGAAUUAACCCUGUCAAUCAACGGAGUUUCCUUCGAGACGAGAGCUCAUUGGAUGAGACAGGCGAACCUGGCUCUGGGGGAUUCUUGCCCCUUCGCCGCAUUUGGGAGUGUCAUCGUGAAUCACACAGCGAACCCAGGAGUAGGGGAGUUGGUGUGUACCGGUGCCAACAGCCAUAGCCGAACGGGAAACCCUACACUUCACGGGGAGAUGGCAGCAAUAAGCAACUGCUCGAGUAUAUUGGCAGACCCAAACGGGCCAUACAGUCUGUCACCCAGCGAAGCCCUAGCCGCAUUCACCGACCUCUCGCUCUACACGAACGCCGAGAGCUGUCCAAUGUGUGCGUCCGCAAUUCGCUGGGCAGGGUUCAAGGAGUACGUAUACGGCUCUUCCAUAGACAAGCUCGUCGAGAAGGGUUGGGCCCAGAUUCACGUCUGGUCGUUGGAGAUAUUCCAACAGUCGCUCGACUUGCCGAACCCAGGCCACCUCAUUGGUGGUGUCUUGACGAACGAGACGGACCCCUACUUCUCGUGGCAGUUCGACGCUGCGUACCCGUGUCCGAAGGGAUGCUCUAGGGUCGAUGGUAGCUGUACGGCUCAGUAG